UCCUCUUGCUUUGUGAAAAUCACAAUCGAUGUAUUUAAAGAAAAAACUUUCAAUAGAAUUGUUUUUUCCUUUCUCUCCUUCUCAAGAAUCUAACCAUAUUUCCUCAUUUUCCGAAGAAACAGAUGGCCCAUCUAUGACGAUGAUGAUGAUGAUGAAGAUGAUGGGAUGCUGAUGAAGGGCAAGAAGAGGAUAGGGAGAUGGCGAGGUUAGAAUGGGCAAACCAGGGGCGAAAUGGGAAGUUCUGCUCUUACAAGAGAACGACUGUCGUCAUCUGCUCUAUCAAUGCCGUCGCUGCUCUCUACGUUCUGCACUCUCUCUACACUUCGUUCUUCAUACUCUCCAGCUCCGGCGAUGCAUCUCCUCCUUUUUUCGGUGCUGUUAAAUAUAACGAAGACCAAAUUAGGAAAAUGCAAGAAUCGAUUCGGAUCCGGCAAGCGUCGGAACCCACUGAACUUGUUAGAUUAGUGAAGGGAAUCAAGGAACAAUUCUCUAGAGAGGAGAAAUUGUUGAGUCUAUCACGGUCCAUGAAGCGGUUGAUAGCUGAUGAGGUUCUUCAACAAUUGAAAGGGCUGAAAGCUAAUGCGAAUGUGAGUGAACAAAAAGAAUCCCUGGAAAUAUGGCGCAAGGAAAAGCUUGAAGAAGCUAGACAGUUUGUGCUUGGGAAUGCAACAUCAAAUUCAACCAUCCCGGCAGAAGAAGCUAAGAUUCUUGAAAGAGUCUUGGAGUCUGACUGGUUCUUGCUGCUGGAAGACAUUGGUGUCUGGAUGCCAGCAGAAAUUAUUCACAAGGAAAGCAAUGACACACUUGAGAAUGAGGAAGAGCUUGAUGAAAUCGUGGCUGGUCGACCACUUCCACCUGAAUGCCAUGCUGAGGCACAUACAGAUUAUGAUGGGGCAGCUGUCAGAUGGGGUCUUACCCACCAUAAGGAAAGUGCUGCUGACUGUUGUCAGGCUUGCUUGGACCAUGCUAAACGUGCAAAGCCGGGUGAAAUGAAGUGUAACAUAUGGGUUUAUUGCCCAGUUGAGAAUGGGUGCUAUUCACCGGAUAUUUAUGUACACAAACAUCAGGAGUGCUGGCUGAAACAGGCAGCAAAACCAAGAUUGAACUUCAAAGACAGGUAUUCCGAAUCUUACAGAAACUCUCACCCAAAAGCUCCAGUAAUUGUUCCUUGGAUGUCUGGUAUCGUUGAUUAAUGAAUUUGUUCUUCUUCACAUCUUGCCUCGAGUGUGGCCUGUUACAAAAUGUGACCUGGGCCACGGAUUCUGCCAUGCUACUGUGUCAUAUAAACUGCUGAUGUCUGCGCAAGGUUGCUGAAAAUCUCACCCUUUUGACCUCUCCGCGUCAUUCCUAGUUUCCAUUCUGAUGUUUAUCCGUCCUUGUAAUUUUCAGCAAGAGCCCCAUGUUGAUUUAUUGGGCUUAAAUUGAGGAAUCUCAUACCGCCGGCAGGUUUUUCAAACGAUGUGAGCUACGAAUUUUGAUAGAUGUAAUGUAUUCACUAUUUCUAAUUAAUUAAACGGGCCACCAAUCAUUCUUAAGCUUGCUGCUUAUCGAUAUCUGUAUGGUUUUUGAAAGUGUGCAGCUUGUUGUGGCUGAAGAUUUUAAACAAUCCUUUAAUGUUACGUUUGAAGUACGUGUAUUCA
This is a messenger RNA of Magnolia sinica, 1640 nucleotides long. RefSeq lists its product as uncharacterized. The record is from RefSeq and is a predicted model, not a curated record. NCBI's taxonomy places the organism in Eukaryota, Viridiplantae, Streptophyta, Magnoliopsida, Magnoliales, Magnoliaceae. The transcript is spliced from 7 exons. Bases 198 to 1193 code for a protein of 331 amino acids.